AUGGCGUCUCAUGAUGCUACCGCCACUGCCACCGUUCCAGAGAUGGCACCUGUGUUUCAUCCCAUAGUGUGGGGUGACUUCUUCAUCAACUACAAUCCAGAACCGUUACAGAUGUCAGAGGAAAGGAUGACAGAGAGGUCCAAUCAACUGAAGGAGAAAAUAAUCGGGUUAUUUUCGUGCGGUACCAUAGUUGAGCAACUGAACCUUGUAGACACACUCCAACACCUAAGCGUAGAUCAUCAUUUUCAUGAAAAAAUUGACUCCACAUUAAGAAGCGCUCAUGCUGGUGAAUUCAAUAGCUCCAGCCUUCAUCAUGUCGUCCUUCGGUUCCGCAUACUGAGGCAGCAAGGCUUUUGGGUGUCUCCGGAACACAACACUAACAACAAACUCACUUUCAGAUGGUGGAAAAAUCUUUACAGAGAAGUGGGGCUAAACUACUCGCGGGAUCGUGUGGUUGAGUGUUACUUCUGGGCGUAUACGGCAUACUAUGAGAAAGAGUACACACGUGCAAGCAUGAUUCUUGCCAAGAUAAUCGCAAUAAUAAUAAUGACAGACGACACUUACGAUGUCCGUGCUACUUUGGUGGAGUGUAGACAAUGGGAGGAGAGUGCUACUUCUUUUCUACCAGAGUACUUACAGAAGUUCUACCUCAAGCUGAUGAGCACCUUCAAGGAGUUUGAGGACGAAUUGAAACCGGAUAAUAAGUACCGGGUGGCUUUUAGCACAAAAGCGUUUCAAAUAUUGUCAAGCAACUAUCUCCAAGAAGCCGAAUGGUUUCAUCAGAAUCACAAGCCAAGAUUCAAUGAUCAAGUGAAGGUAUCUAGUGUCUGCUCAGGCGGGCCAUGGAUAUGUGUUGGGUUGCUUGUUGGUAUGGGCGAUGCUGCAACCAAGGAGGCACUGGAAUGGGCCCUCGGCUGCACUGAUGCUGUCAGGGCUUGUGCAGAGGUGACACGCUUCAUGAAUGAUCUAGCUUCACUUAAGCGUGGGAAGAACAAAAAUGAUGUGGCCAGCUCCGUGGAAUGUUACAUCAGUGAGCAGGGCGUGGCGAGUGAGGUCGCCAUUGCCAAGAUAGGUUCUCUGAUCGAAGACGCAUGGAAGACUACGAACCAAGCACACUUUGAGCUCCCUGAGCUGCUGCUUCCGGCGGUGCAGCGAGUCGCAAAUAUAACGAUCAGCAUGCCGUUCAUGUAUGAUAACAAGACAGAUGCCUUUACGUUUAGCAGCCGUCUUGAGGGGACGAUUAAGCGACUGUUUGUCAAUCCUAUCAAGCUCUAG
This is a messenger RNA of Triticum aestivum (bread wheat), 1275 nucleotides long. RefSeq names its product tau-cadinol synthase-like. Gene Ontology annotation, biological process: terpenoid biosynthetic process. The transcript has 6 exons. Lineage: Eukaryota; Viridiplantae; Streptophyta; Magnoliopsida; Poales; Poaceae. Gene Ontology annotation, molecular function: magnesium ion binding; terpene synthase activity. The record is from RefSeq and is a predicted model, not a curated record. Bases 1 to 1275 code for a protein of 424 amino acids.